AUGUCUUUCCGUGGAGGCCGUGGCGGUUUCGGUGGCCGUGGAGGUCGCGGAGGUUUCCAGCAACCUCUCGGUCCCCCUGCCCAAGUUCUGGAGAUGGGAACUGUCAUGCAUUCUUGCGAAGGCGAGAUGGUUUGCGAAUCCAUCAACCCCAAGAUUCCUUACUUCAACGCCCCCAUCUACCUCGAGAACAAGACCCCUAUCGGUAAGGUCGAUGAAGUCCUGGGCCCCAUCAACCAGGUCUACUUCACCAUCAAGCCCCAGGAAGGAAUUGUCGCGACCUCCUUCAAGCCUGGUGACAAGGUCUACAUUGGUGGCGACAAGCUCCUUCCCUUGGAGAAGUUCCUUCCCAAGCCCAAGCCCGCUCCCGGUGCUGCCAAGCCCAAGAGAGCUGGCGGUGGUGCCAGAGGCGGUCCCAUGCGCGGUGGCCGUGGUGGUGGCCGUGGUGCCCCCAUGCGUGGUGGUCGCGGCGGCGCUCCCAGAGGACGUGGUGGUCCCAGGGGUGGUGGCUUCCGUGGUGGUAGCGGUGGUGGCUUCGGCGGUGGUUUCGGCGGUGGUUUCUCGAGGGGUGGUGGCAGAGGAGGACCUCGUGGUGGAGGCUUCCGCGGACGGUAG
Aspergillus tubingensis is the source of this 612-nucleotide messenger RNA. RefSeq names its product H/ACA ribonucleoprotein complex subunit GAR1/NAF1. The transcript has 6 exons. Bases 1 to 612 code for a protein of 203 amino acids. Gene Ontology annotation, molecular function: box H/ACA snoRNA binding. The record is from RefSeq and is a predicted model, not a curated record. Lineage: Eukaryota; Fungi; Ascomycota; Eurotiomycetes; Eurotiales; Aspergillaceae. Gene Ontology annotation, cellular component: box H/ACA snoRNP complex. Gene Ontology annotation, biological process: snoRNA guided rRNA pseudouridine synthesis; ribosome biogenesis.